Molecule: messenger RNA, 4347 nt
Organism: Macrosteles quadrilineatus (aster leafhopper)
Lineage: Eukaryota; Metazoa; Arthropoda; Insecta; Hemiptera; Cicadellidae
Product: phospholipase D1-like
Exons: 24
Coding region: 206-3601 (1131 amino acids)
Biological process (GO): cell motility; intracellular signal transduction; phosphatidic acid biosynthetic process
Molecular function (GO): D-type glycerophospholipase activity; phosphatidylinositol binding
Source: RefSeq, a predicted model, not a curated record
AAGUGGGAAAACACGUAUUUCAAAAUGUCAACACCAUAAAGUUUCGUGAAAAAUUUGUUUUAUUCGUUUAGUGUGAUUGUGUUGUGACAAACUCAAGGUCCAAAGACAUGUAUUUUGGUAAAACUGAUCAGGGUUUUCCCAUACAUUGUUAGUUUCAGAGUGUUAUUUGUUACUUAUUAAAGUUACUUAUUGUUGCUAUUUGAACAUGGCAAAUGUCACUGGCCCUCCUUCCCUUGAUUCCGAAUAUGACGAGUAUCUUGCCAUACCAGACAUAGAUGAUGAUGGAACACCAUACACUGUUACAGAUGGUUUGGGAGGAAAAUGUGAUCUUGAUGAUAUCCCACUUGGAUCACGAGCUCUUCCAUUCAAAAAUGUACACUUGCCACCUAUCAAGUUUAAGUCACCUCAUAGAAGAAUAUUCAUUUCUAAUGAAGAGAUAGAACUGCAAUUUACCGAUUACGAAAGAAGUGUCACUACUCAUCUUCUGAAUCCUAACCUCUACACUAUUGAGCUGAGGCACGGAGACUUCACAUGGACUUUGAAGAAGCGAUAUAAACACUUCCACCAACUCCAUCAACAGUUGAGGUUAUUUAGAGCUUCACUCAACAUUCCAUUUCCCACCAAGACACACAAGGAACGCAGAGAGAGCGCAAAACACAUCGCAACCCACAGCAAAGGAGGCACAUCAGGCUCACUUCCUAGGUUCCCAUCUAAACCUGAUGCUCUGGUCCCAGAUGAGCAAAUAGAAAACCGCAUGCGACAGUUGGAAGAAUACCUUCGCAAUCUCUUGAAAAUCCCUUUAUACAGAGACCACCAUGAAACUACAAAUUUCCUGGAAGUGUCACAGCUUUCUUUUGUCGCUGGACUCGGGCUGAAAGGGAAGGAGGGCGAGAUACUGAAGCGUACACGGAGUGCUCAGCCUGGCGCGCGGGGUUGUAACUGCUGCGGUCUGCUCAACAACGGCUGCUGUGUCAGGUGCAACUAUCUAUGCAGUGAUGUGUGUGGCUCGUGGCGUCGUCGCUGGCUUGUAGUGAAGGACUCCUUCAUAGCCUACAUCCGGCCCAGAGACGGGUCUGUCAAGUGCGUCAUAUUGUAUGAUACCAACUUUGAAGUGUCUUCAGGCAUUUUUUCCACCGGACUUAGAAGAGGGCUGCACAUAAUUAAUUUAAGCAGGCACAUAGUGAUCAAAUGUCCAACACGAAGGACCACACAAGAAUGGAUGGCCUAUAUAAGGGAGAACGCACACAACAGUGACUUCAUCCGUAGUAAUCGGUACCACUCUUACGCGCCGUACCGCAUAGAGACAAUGGCGUCUUGGUUUGUGGAUGGAUGUGACUACAUGAGCGCUGUGGCCGACGCGAUGGAACGUGCACGAGAGGAGAUCUUCAUAGCCGACUGGUGGCUGAGUCCUGAAAUAUACAUGAAGCGACCUGCGAUAGAGGGUGAUUAUUGGCGGCUGGACAAAAUACUACAGAGGAAAGCGUCUCAAGGUGUGAAAGUUUUUGUCUUGCUGUAUAAAGAAGUGGAACUAGCACUUGGAAUCAACAGUUACUACAGCAAACAAAGAAUUGUGUCCAGCCAUCCUGCCAAUAUAAAAGUUCUCAGACACCCAGAUCAUGCCAAGGCUGGAGUGUUUCUGUGGGCUCAUCAUGAGAAGAUAGUAGUUGUAGACCAGUCAGUCGCCUUCCUGGGUGGCAUCGACCUCUGCUACGGCCGCUGGGACACCCACGAGCAUCGAUUGACAGACCUGGGAAGUGUGUCGUCUGCAGUGAGGAACGGACUACACAGGAUAUCCACGUCCAGUCACCAGUACAAGACCUCGGCCCCCACACUGCUACAUCUAGCUAGGGUCACCAACUCACUUGGGGUGGGCCUCGCCACCGUGCCUGAGGUUCUUACUGACAAUAGCACAGAGCUACAGGAUGUGCCCCUCACACCCACAGAUGAGGUCGAUGCUGAAGGUUUCCAAACAGCCAACGGCAACCUACUCAACCAACCAUCACCUGAGAACAUGAAGGCUGACACACCCGAGCUGGAGAGAAAGAAUGUCUUUGACAGGGUUAAAGAUAAUGUCAAAUCACUGUUGAGCUUCGACAGUGAAAGUGAGAGUGAAGAAGAAAAAGAUAAGGAGAAAGUUAAUGAAGGUUCUCCUGAUGUACCGGUGGAGGAGACUGCUCUUCCUGAAAUUGUUGCCAACAGCGAAAAUAUAUAUUCUGGAGGUGAAGCUCAAGAGAUUGUGGACACUAGUAAAAAUUCAAUGAAAGGCCUCUUUGGUAAUGCCAAAUAUUGGAUUGGUAAAGACUAUACAAACUUCAUUGUAAAAGAUUUCAACAAUCUGGACAGGCCUUAUCAAGACCUGGUAGAUAGGAGCCACACACCCCGCAUGCCCUGGCACGAUGUUGGGGCUAUGGUACACGGAGCUGCCGCUAGAGAUGUGGCGCGACACUUCAUCAUGCGAUGGAACGCUGUCAAGCUGGAGAAGGCCAAGUUGAACCCAAUGUACCCUAACCUGAUACCAAAGACAUACAGAGACGUAGAGCUGACUCCAAUAAUGCAGCUCCCCGAUGUCAAACUGUACAGGGUGAAAGCUCAGAUUGUCAGGUCUGUCAGUCACUGGUCGGCAGGGUUCAUGGACCAGGAGACAUGGGAGGGCAGCAUCCACGAGGCCUACGUAGACAUCAUCAGCAAGGCCAAGCGCUACGUAUACAUUGAGAACCAGUUCUUCAUCACUCUAGCUUCGCUCCAAGUGAGAAACCAGAUAGGUGAUGCGUUGUUCAAACGGAUUCUGCGUGCUCAUAGAGAGAAGACUCAGUUCCGAGUGUUUGUCGUGAUGCCGCUGCUGCCAGGCUUUGAGGGAGAGGUUGGCAGUCCGUCAGGCUCGGCUCUUCAUGCCAUUACUCAUUGGAACUAUGCAUCCAUCAACCGAGGGAAAGAUUCUUUGAUGGUUCGUCUGAAAGAAGCCGGAGUCCCUGAUCCUUCAGAAUUCAUCACUUUUCACGGACUUAGGACACAUUCUGAACUUAAUGGAGAAUUGGUGACUGAGUUGAUAUACGUUCACUCAAAACUGUUGAUCGCAGACGACACAACAGCCAUCUGUGGUUCUGCCAACAUCAACGACAGAAGCCUGUUGGGUAGCCGGGACUCUGAAGUGGCAGUUGUAAUACAGGAUGAAGAGUUUGAGGAGGUGACGAUGGGUGAGGAGACUGUGAAGGUGGGUUUCUACUGCGGAGAGCUUCGACAGAGACUGUUCAAGGAACAUCUUGGACUGUUGUCUCCAGGCAGCAGCUCUGUGGACCUCAGUGACCCAGUGUCUCCUCAGUUCUACCAUGACGUUUGGAGAACCACAGCCAAGACUAAUACGGAGAUAUUCGAGAAGGUAUUUAACUGCAUCCCCAGUGAUGAGGUGACCAACUUUCAAACACUACGCCUCUACCAAGACAAAAUGCCUCUGCACUGCACUGAUCCUUCGUUUGCUGAGAAACUCAUGCAAGAUAUCAAGGGCCAUCUUGUUAUGUUGCCGUUGAACUUUCUUCGAGACGAGAUCCUCACUCCGAACCCCAGCUCGGUCAAUGGUAUGAUGCCUACCACCCUUUGGACCUAGAUAGACUUGCUGUACGUCACAAGGAAACUACAUUAUUAUUGCAGUUGAAAAUGACAGUACAUCGUCUUAAGAAAGCAAAAUAUUGAAAGUUACCACUUAGCACGGCAGCUUUUUGAAGCUUUUAUAAUAGAAAUGGGCCAAUUCAGAUUCUUUAUACUUGUGACUUAUUAUUCAAUACUUAAUCUCCAGAAUAUUAGUUGUUACCUAUUUUAUUGGCUUUAGUUUUUUACUACAAUUUACCAUUAUUUGUCUCCUGUGACCAUAGUGGAAUUGCCGUCCACUCCUACACAAUCAGGGUUUAUUUUGCAGAUUAUAGUGCAAGAUUCUAUCCUAAAAUAAACCCAAAUAUUCAAAUCCUGAAAAAAAAUCAUAAAUAGAAUUGUCCCCCAAAUAAGGUUUUGACCAUCUAAAGGCGGCUCCAGACAUGCACCAUUCGCCAAGCACCAAACAGCAACUCGCCAAAUUUCGAAUAGUGUGGAUAGGGGUUUGUCUAUUUGGCAAGCAGCAAACAUUCGUGCUCUUGUUUUCCCGUUUAUUGUCAGUAUUUUCGCACACAUCAAAGUGAACAAAUACUUUUGCUAUUCUCAAAACAAACAGUUGCUCGCAAAACAACACAUGUGUGUAGUUUCUUCUCGUUAAUCGGCGAAUAGCAAGACAACUAGAUCUCCGAAAGUCAAAUAUUUUGUCCUUUGAGAAUGGUGCAUGUCUGGAGCUGGCUUGGUUAUGGACUAAUUAGGGAAAAAUAU